AUGGCUGGACCAAGCCUGGGUGUAUUCCUUGACAUCGAGAGUUCUCCUCGGAUUACCAGUCCAUUGCCUGCAGUGCAGAAGAAGCAGGGGAUGGCACAGCGUGAUAUGGAACUGAACAAGAUCCACCCAGCACGAAAUCUAGACCAAAUAGCCUAUGAAGCAGGAACGCACGAACCUAACGGACUAUCUAUACCCACACAAGGUGCAUUGCAAAGUCGGAUGCCUUUGCCGGUCGCUGAAAAUGCGACUACAAUUGAAUGGGCCCCGGACCGAACAGUGACCCCUUGGAAAACCAAAUGGCGACUCAUGAGUGCGUGCUUGAUGCUUUUUGGAAAUGGCAUGAAUGAUGGUGCCCCUGGUGCUUUACUACCCUAUAUGGAAAAGCACUACCAAAUCAGCUAUUCCAUUGUUUCGUUAAUUUUCGUGGGCAACGCGCUGGGCUUCAUCUCUGCCGCCCCCGUCACGCAUUUAAUCGAGCAAAAGCUCGGGCGCUCCAAAAGCUAUGCCUUCUCGAUGUUCCUUCUAGCUGUGUCUUACAUUGUCAUCGCCUGUCAACCUCCAUUUCCAGCGGUCGUGUUUUGUUUCUUCUUGCUGGGACUCGGCGUGGCCCUGAAUUUGACCCUCAACAAUACAUAUAGCGCUAAUCUGGCCGAUAGUACAACAGCUCUAGGACUGAUAUGCGGUGCAUAUGGUAUUGGAGGCACCGUAGCGCCCUUGUUUGCGACUGCUAUGGAAUCGAAUGGCAUUCGGUGGUCGCUUUUUUACACAAUUCCUUUGGCAGUCUGUCUGAUCAACUUUAUUUUUGCCCCGUGGGCAUUUUCAAACUUUGAGCAAGAUACCCCGGCUGAGUCCCAACGUGGACUCCGUACGGCUGUCGAGGGGUUGGGUAUCGAAGAAGAACCCUUGACCCGUACUCAACUUCUCAAAAAAGCCAUACGGAACCGCACCACGCUCUUGGGGGCAAUAUUCAUUUUUGCAUACCAAGGGGCCGAAGUUUCUAUCUCCGGUUGGGUGGUUUCUUUCCUCAUCAACCACCGACAUGGUGACCCUUCUCGGGUCGGAUAUGUCAGCUCCGGAUUUUGGGCCGGCAUCACCGCUGGACGGUUUCUCUUGACCCACCCUGCCACAAAGCUGGGUGAAAAGGUUACCGUGCUGGGGAUGGUCAUUGGGGCCGUUAUCUUCCAGCUCAUGACUUGGCUCAUUCCGAAUGUCAUCGGGGAGGCCGUAGCAGUGGCCAUCCUAGGUGUAUUAUUGGGAGCGGUCUAUCCAUGUGCCACAUCGGUCUUUACAAAGCUCCUGCCUCGGAAUAUGCACAUCCCCAGCCUAAGCUUUGUCAGCGCCCUAGGCAGUAGUGGUGGUGCGGUAUGGCCAUUUCUGACAGGUAUUCUAUCACAGCAUGUGGGGACUAUGGUACUACAUCCAAUUUGUAUUGGGUUGUAUAUUGUGAUGGCGACCAGUUGGCUUCUGUUACCUAAGAUCUCCAAGAGAUCAGAGUAA
Molecule: messenger RNA, 1497 nt
Organism: Penicillium odoratum
Lineage: Eukaryota; Fungi; Ascomycota; Eurotiomycetes; Eurotiales; Aspergillaceae
Product: putative MFS efflux transporter
Exons: 1
Coding region: 1-1497 (498 amino acids)
Biological process (GO): transmembrane transport
Cellular component (GO): membrane
Molecular function (GO): transmembrane transporter activity
Source: RefSeq, a predicted model, not a curated record